Molecule: messenger RNA, 2702 nt
Organism: Conger conger (European conger)
Lineage: Eukaryota; Metazoa; Chordata; Actinopteri; Anguilliformes; Congridae
Product: RNA exonuclease 5-like
Exons: 20
Coding region: 105-2504 (799 amino acids)
Cellular component (GO): nucleus
Molecular function (GO): RNA binding; exonuclease activity
Source: RefSeq, a predicted model, not a curated record
GAAGCCAAGCCAGCAUGGUCAGUCCUUUUUUCUAUGAGUCUCUCGUAUACAAGAGGCGAUGAACUCAAACUUUUUUGUGUGAAACAACAACUACUUGCCAAGGCAUGUUGUUCUUUUACGAAUGGUUUUAUCACACGUUGGUCUACUGCCUCGUCUGUUUUUGUCGUCCAGUCGACCAAAUGGCUUUUUCACACACGUGUGGACAUAAACGGAAGAGAAAUGAUAUCUCCGAUAUCGGAGACAUCGUUAAGAAAGCAAGGAAAUUGGACGAAAACACAGGGGAUUCAGAAUUAAAUCUACAGCUUCAGGAAUUUAAGGGCAUUCCGCGUCUGGCACUGUCCUGGGACGAUAUCCAGGAACCUAUCACGCAGAAACAGCUAACCGAAUUAAUUGUGUUUGCUUCCUUGGGAAUGAAACAACCAAGUUGGUGUCACCUGGAUAACCAGAAUAAUGUGUCCGGAGUUAAUGUUACUGUUUUGGAAGGCCUCGGACAACUCCAUUUUUACAAAUAUCACCUGCAAUUCAAAAAUCUCAGAAAGAGGUACAGGAUUAGAUGCAGUUUUCUGAAUUCCCUUGGAGCUUCUCCCUUGCUGUCCGAUAUCUUUAAUACUGAGCUGAGUAUUUCAGAAAGUACUGGUCCAAUACUUGCUGGAAAUGGCCCUGCUCCAAAAAACAACUUCAAGGAAAAUCAGGAAGGACAUCUAAACUGGCACCCGAUUACACACAAAUAUGGUAGAGAAGCACAGGGUCUCACCAGGUACCUGUUAAGCACUGAUGAGAUGGGCAGAAAAGCCUUCCCCUUGAAGGGAGAUCCCGGCUGUGAAUCGUUUUUGUGCACUGAUAGUGAUGAACAUGUCACAGACAGCAGCCCCCUCUAUGGACUUGACUGCGAAAUGUGUGUAACAGAAUGUGGAAAGGAGGUGACGCGUGUCUCCCUGGUGGACAGUGGGGGCUGCUGUGUGUUGGAUGAGCUGGUAAAGCCAGAGAGACGAAUCAUUGACUACUGUACAAGGUAUUCAGGAAUAACAAAAGCGUUGCUGAAACCGGUAACGACAAGGUUGAAGGAUGUCCAGGUCAAGCUGAAAGAAGUUUUGCCCCGAGAUGCAGUGCUUGUUGGCCACUCUCUCGACAAUGACCUGAAGGCUUUGAACAUGAUCCACCCUCAUGUCAUUGACACCUCCCUUCUGUACAGAAGGGCGUCUGGCCAGAGGUUUAAACUGAAGUUUUUGGCAGAAGUUGUAUUGAACAAGAAGAUCCAGUGUGCAGGGAACAAUGGGCACAAUCCUACAGAGGAUGCUCUGGCUGCCUUGCAGUUGGCUCAGUACUUCAUCAACAGAGGCCCCAGAAAGGUUGUCGAGUUAGAUUUGGAUGGAAUAUGGCGAGGAACUUGCACAGUAAAGGAGACCCCACAGAAUGGGUCUAUACACAGUCCAGACCCACCUCAGAGCAAGAUCAGGUUCAGAGAUGCCCUCCAGUUUACAAAUCGGUCAGCAGUUCAUUUCUCCAGAGUGCCAGGGAGUGAUGCGUCACAGACCAGUAAGAAGUUGACGUGCAGCUUGGAUCGAGAGGUCCUGUCCUCAUUCAAAAGGGAGAUACCAUCAUGUUUUUUCAGCCUUGUUGAAUUCUCUUCGUUUGCAGAGAAAACAGAAACCUUGUCAGAUGCCAAGAAAUAUUGCCUUUAUCAGAAGAUGCUCGCCCGCCAAAGAGAGAUGUGCACUGUGUAUGUGGGGCCUUUACCCAAGGACUGUACUGAGAAGUCUGUGAGGAAGCUGUUUCGGCGUUGUGGGCCCAUUCAAUCUCUGAGGCUGACAACCACAACACAGAGAACCCAUGCAGUCAUUGUAUUUGAAUUGCUGGAGGGAGCUUUCUUGGCUGUGAACUCACUCGGUGACCUCAUGCUGGAUGGAUGCUCUGUCCAGGUUCUGAGGCCUGUCAAGGAGUCAACACUGGAUUUGGAGGUUUUUCUGAAGGAACUGGAGAGGGAUUUGCUGGAGGAAAAUGUCAUAUAUGUCUCAGGACUGUCUGAAAAAGACAUCUCUCAGGUUUUCUGCCAGUUUGGUCCCAUCAAGUGCAUGAUCCUGCCCAAGAAACCCCCCUCAGGAAAGCUCAGGAGACACGCUUUCAUAAAGUAUCACAAUGCAGAGAGUGUGGAUGCUGCCUUACGUUCAUCCGCAGAAUCCAAUGGUGGAAAAAUGAAGGUGUGCAAAGCAUUGACUCCGCUUCACCUGUGUUCAUGGACUGGCCAGGCAUAUCAAUCUGUGGACUACAACUCAGGAGAAGGCGAAUCCAUAGAAUCUGAAGAAGGAGAUUGCUCUGUUCAGCAGCUUUGUCAUGAGAGUGAAGUGAAAGACCUGAUGAGAAAACUUGACUGCAAAGUGGGGAAACUGUUCAAGGCUCUCCCGGAUAAGGCACUCAGUAUAAUUCUUCUUCCUGGGCAGACAAGGGCCAGUGGGUUUUUUCCAGGUCUGUGUUUGAUUGGAGUAAAAAAUGAUUCUUCCUUGUGACCAAAGAAGAAUUCCAUGAUUUCAGCAGGAAUGGGACCAUAACUGGCACUAACACGCAUCAGUGCUUUCCUAUUGCAACAACUUAUUUUGGUUUUCAUUAUUUACGCAUUUUACUCAAUCUAACUAACCUAAUUCUGAUCAUAAUAUCCUAAUUCUUUGCACAAUUUUAACUGUAAAAUAAAUUCUGUUUUAUAUCUG